UACUCUGUUUAGUGUUUACUUCGUACCUUUGUCACAAUAUAGGUAAAUUAUAAAACAAAUAAACCAAACCUCAAAAUUCAAAGUAAUCAAUACUUUUGUCUGGGCUCAGAACGAGUAUAGUUCGUCCCUGCAAAAUCGCAUUAGAGGUCUUUGUUAUAAGUUUAACAGUUGCUUUAAUUGGUACAUUAUCAAAAUGAAUAUUCCUUUUCCAAUAAUAUAUCCGCAUAUGAUAUACUCAGACUGGUUUAAUGCUGAUAGGCCUUAUGAUGAAGAUGCCGAGUUAACAAGAAUGGAAGAAGCGAAUAAACGUUGGCUGAAUUCCGUGGCCAAAAAAUACAUGAAGCAUACUCCUAUUGAGAAGCCGAGUGCAGAGCCGAUGGAAGAAGUUGUAAUAGAUGAUGAUGUUUUUAUCGUCACAGGAAAUGAAGAUCCAGAAGAAUCGGAGGAGUCCCAUGAUGUUGACGAAGUUGAGGAGAUACCGACCACUACUACAACCACUACGGAAUCUCCACCAAGAAACAACGAUGUAGAACCAGAGAGCCUGACCGAGAGCCCUGAAGAGAGCCCUGCUGAUACUGCAGAUCUAGAAGUUGAGGCUACUCUCUGGCCAUAUGUGGCACAAGAUGAAUAAAUAAAUUAAUAAUCGAUUUGCACAUGCUUUCAUUAUUAUAUUCAGUAUGUUUGCAAUCAAUCGUAAUAAUCAAACUAGUAUCUCUACUGUAGUUCUAUUUCCCGACGUAUGAUAUGGGAAUCAUAUAAUAGUGCAGAAUUCUUCACCCUCGUUUUAUGGUAAUCUUCUGGUUUCACCAAAUAAAAACGAACAUUCCUAGUCAUAGUAUAUUUUGUUGAUAAAUUAUUUAUUUUUAUUAAGUAGUAGUAGUAAAUUAGUUUUUAGUAAUUAUAAUUGUAACAUGAUUUGUUUUAUAUUUAGUUAGAUUAAGAAUUACAUUGUUCAUAAAAUAAGUUAUAUAGUUUUUUUUUUGUUCUAUGAUUUAUUUAUGUAAGGUAUUUAUUCUGCUUAUACUCUAUGACUUCAUAUGAAAAUAAAUAAAGUUGCAUAGAAUAUUAA
Messenger RNA from Melitaea cinxia (Glanville fritillary), 1069 nucleotides. Its product is annotated as anaphase-promoting complex subunit 15-like. Gene Ontology annotation, cellular component: anaphase-promoting complex. Gene Ontology annotation, biological process: regulation of mitotic cell cycle spindle assembly checkpoint. Bases 194 to 631 code for a protein of 145 amino acids. Lineage: Eukaryota; Metazoa; Arthropoda; Insecta; Lepidoptera; Nymphalidae. The record is from RefSeq and is a predicted model, not a curated record. The transcript is spliced from 3 exons.